AUGUUCACGUUCCGGCGUGGCUGCAAUGUCUUUGGGGAUGGCAGGCAAAACGAGAAUGCAACUACGACAGACAGGCCGCACUUCAGCUGUGAUGUGAAGGAUCACGCUGAUGUUUUGGGGCCUCAUCUUGAGGAGGCUUGCGUCACACCGGGCAGAACGACCAGGUCCAGCAAUGUUCAGGCCAACUCAACGCCUGCAUCUGGCAUGGAGGAGGUCGAUCGGAAACUCACAGAGGAGCUGAGCAUGGCGAAGGCAUUACUGAUGCUGAACAACGUCUCUCUGUGCAUGGACCUAGACGAGGGAGCCGAGGACCUAAGCGCUGCGGAUGUUGUCCGGCUGAAAGGCCUGCUUCGAAGAGACUCGCUGUCAGAAUUGCUCGUGCAGGUGACGGCUGUUGAAAAGGAUGCCAUUUUCACAAUCUUAAUGUUGCUGUUGGCGUUGGUGUUGCUGUUGGUGUUGUUGGUGCUGUUGUGGUGUUUGUCGUGGCUGUUGGUGUUGGUGUUGUCGCUGGUCUUGUUAUUGUUGUUGUUGUUGGUACAGACAAAAACAGCAGCCCGUACUUGUUGUUAA
Messenger RNA from Symbiodinium sp. CCMP2592, 570 nucleotides. The record is from the annotation of a GenBank genome assembly. Lineage: Eukaryota; Dinophyceae; Suessiales; Symbiodiniaceae.